AAAAAUUUGUGUAAUUGGUGGUAAUACCAUAAUGAAGUGUCAUACCGUCAGAAAAAAAAAAUUAUACUCAAAAUAUUUAAGACAAAUAAUUAUUAUUUUUCAUUUAACUGAUCCUACCAUUAAUUCAUUUUCAACUUCUGAUUAGAUGGCUCACACAAUUAUGAUUUGCAAUUUAUAAAGCCUCGAAUCAAAGAAAGCAGAACAACAACAUUCGAUUAGGCUCCUUCACGAACGAAAAAAAAAAAAAAAAAUUGAGUCGUCGUCGUCUCGUCAUUGAAAACGAAGAGAAGAAAAAAAUAAAUUGCAGAAAGUGCAACCAGACAAUUUUAUAUAGCAUAAAAUGUCUAAUACCAAGAAAUGGCUGUGCGAAUAUUGUACAUACGAAAAUUUUCCAUCGUCCAGAAAGUGUACAAUGUGUAAUUGCCAAAAGGCUCUACUGAAUGAAGACAUUUUUCGCUUAAGCCCGUCGCAACAGUGUGAUAACAAUCAAUCAAUUAUUGAAGCAUCCAGCCUUAGUAUAUCCUCAACCAAUCUAACCGCAUGUGGGCCAUCCAAUCAGGAGUCAAUCGUUAACUCUACUACUACUACUACUACUACUUCAUUGUCAACAAAAAACACUCCAACCAAGUGGACAUGCUCCAACUGCACGUACCUGAAUAUGUCGAAAGCGGCAAGUCGUUGUGUCCAGUGUGGCGUUGCCGCCACCGCCGCGACCAAACGAACGGAGUCCGAACUCAAUUUGUUCAACGAACAAAUGAAGGGACUAAAUUUGGUUGAGGACCAGGAACUGUUAGCAACAGCAAAUCGAAUCAGUCCGAUGGGUUCGGCAACCAAUUUAUCCGGAUCGAGAACGAAUUUGGGCGCUGGAGCUAGAAUCAGUCCCGUCGAGCAGAGGAGUUAUCCGCUUAAUAAGUGGUUGUGCACAACAUGCACCUACGAAAAUUGGCCAAAGAGCAUCAAAUGUUCAAUGUGCUAUCAUGCAAGGGAUUUAUCGCAAGAAACUGGUGCUUUAAAAAAUAUUUCUUCGCCUGAACGUGACAUCGAUGAAAAUUGUGCCGGCAAUUUUAUUAUAGCAAAUACAAACAACAAACGAAAUAAUUCUAAUCGGUAUCAAUUGGGCAAUACGGAACCAACAAAUAACUGUGAUUCAAUACAAGAGCGACGUUUAAGGCAGCUACGACGACAGGCCGAUUGGCAAUGGUUGUCCGCUUGCAUUGGCGUUGUUGAGAAUAAUUUUAGUGCAGUCGAAGCUUAUUUAUCGUGUGGCGGUAAUCCCGGUCGUUCUUUAACCAACACCGAAGUUGCUCUAUUGAAUAGAAACUCAGCAUUUGAUGUUGGUCACACACUGAUACACCUAGCGAUUCGAUUCCAUCGUGAAGAGAUGUUACCCAUGCUACUGGCACAAAUAUCGGGAUCCGGACCGGGAAUCAAGAGGGUUCCAUCAUACAUCGCACCUGAUAUAGCAUCAGACAUUCGUCGGCAUUUCUGUGCGUCGUUACGCAUUCGAAAAUCAUCGUUCAACUGUCGCUAUAUUAAUGAGCACGCAACAUUUUCGCUGCCCGCCGAAAUCGAAGAACUGCCCAUUUCGAUACAGGAACAACUGCACGAGGAACUGUUCGAUCGUGACGCUCAGGCGGAAUUGGAAAGUUCACCGCCGGCAUUGAACUGGUCGUUGGAAAUAACGGCACGAUUAGGAUCACGAUUGAUGGUGUUGUGGAAUAGAAGCGCUGGAGAUUGUCUGCUUGAUUCUGCGAUGCAAGCAACGUGGGGCGUUUUCGAUCGUGACAAUGUACUGCGACGAGCGCUGUCAGACACAUUGCAUCAAUGCGGUCAUAGCUUCUACAAUCGCUGGAAAGAGUAUGAAAUGAUUCAAGCUGCUCUGCUACACUUUACAUUAGAAGAAACCCAAUGGGAAGAAGAUUGGUCCAGUCUACUAUCACUAGCCAGCCAACCGGGUUCCUCUUUGGAACAAUUGCACAUCUUCGCACUAGCCCAUAUUCUACGCCGGCCGAUCAUCGUCUAUGGUGUUAAGUACGUGAAAAGUUUUCGUGGUGAAGACAUCGGAUACGCAAGAUUUGAAGGAGUGUAUUUACCUCUGUUGUGGGAACAAAGUUUCUGCAUAAAGUCACCAAUCGCUCUGGGCUAUACACGUGGUCAUUUUAGUGCCCUUGUGCCUACGGAACCAUAUUCCCGAAUCGAUGUGGCUCGCGUCCAAUCCGAAGAUGUUACGUUUUUACCGCUAAUGGAUUGUGAACAUAAACUACUGCCAAUUCAUUUUCUGAACCAAUCCGAGAUGGGAUGUGAAGAGGCGAUCAUGCGACAAUGGUUAGAUGUCUGUAUGACAGAAGGCGGCUUAUUGGUGGCACAACAAAAGCUCCACAAGCGUCCGUUGCUGGUAGCGCAAAUGCUUGAGAAAAUGGCUGAAACCAUUACAAAAGAAUGCGAUAAAGUUCCCUAUUUAUAA
Messenger RNA from Bradysia coprophila, 2464 nucleotides. RefSeq names its product ubiquitin thioesterase trabid-like. Gene Ontology annotation, molecular function: cysteine-type deubiquitinase activity; K63-linked polyubiquitin modification-dependent protein binding. The record is from RefSeq and is a predicted model, not a curated record. Lineage: Eukaryota; Metazoa; Arthropoda; Insecta; Diptera; Sciaridae. Gene Ontology annotation, biological process: protein deubiquitination involved in ubiquitin-dependent protein catabolic process; cell migration; protein K33-linked deubiquitination. Gene Ontology annotation, cellular component: nucleus; cytoplasm.